Saccoglossus kowalevskii is the source of this 1266-nucleotide messenger RNA. RefSeq names its product cell wall protein DAN4-like. NCBI's taxonomy places the organism in Eukaryota, Metazoa, Hemichordata, Enteropneusta, Harrimaniidae. The record is from RefSeq and is a predicted model, not a curated record.
AUGACUACACCCUAUCGCUCAAUAUCUGAAGUGUCAGACACAGAACCCACAGCAAUGACAACAUCAAUUGAAACUAGCACUGGUGUGACCUCAACCAAACAUACUGAUAUGACUACACCCCAUAUGUCAACAUCGGAGGUUGCCUCUACGGAAUUGGACUCUGAAGUUACCACUAUAGAAGUUACCACAAUGACAGGAUCAGUUGAAACUAGCACUAAUUCAACCUCAACCGAACCAACUAAUGUGACUGCACUUUAUGAGUCAACAUCGAAAGUUUCAUCUUCUGAAUCUAUCUCAGACGUAACUACUGUUGAACCUACAGUGAUACCAUUAUCAUCAUUAUCUGAAAUUAGCUUUGAUAUGACCUCAACCCCACAUACUGAUACUACUACAACCUAUCGCUCAAUAUCUGAAGUUACCACUGUAGAAGCCACCACAAUGACAGGGUCAGUUGAAACUAGCACUGGUGUGACCUUAACCAAACCAACUAAUGUGACUGCACUUUAUGAGUCAACAUCAAAAGUAACAUCUUCCGAAUCUAUCUCAGACGUAACCACUAUGGAACCUACAGUGAUACCAUCAUCAUCAUAUGAAACUAGCUCUGAUGUGACCUCAACCCAAUAUGCUGAUAUGACAACACCCUAUCACUCAAUAUCUGAGGUGUCAGACACAGAACCCACAGCAAUGACAACAUCAAUUGAAACUAGCGCUGGUGUGACCUCAACCAAACAUACUGAUAUGACUACACCCUAUCGCUCAAUAUCUGAAGUGUCAGACACAGAACCCACAGCAAUGACAGCAUCAAUUGAAACUAGCACUGGUGUGACCUCAACCAAACAUACUGAUAUGACUACACCCCAUAUGUCAACAUCGGAGGUUGCCUCUACUGAAUUGGAUUCUGAAGUUACCACUGUAGAAAUUACCACAAUGGCAGGAUCAGUUGAAACUAGCACUGAUGUAACCUCAACCGAACCAACUAAUGUGACUGCACUUUAUGAGUCAACAUCAAAAGUUUCAUCUUCUGAAUCUAUCUCAGACGUAACUACUGUUGAACCUACAGUGAUACCAUCAUCAUCAUCAUUAUCUGAAACUAGCUUUGAUAUGACCUCAACCCCACAUACUGAUACUACUACAACCUAUCGCUCAAUAUCUGAAGUUACCACUGUAGAAGCCACCACAAUGACAGGGUCAGUUGAAACUAGCACUGGUGUGAUCUUAACCGAACCAACUAAUGUGACUGCACUUUAUGAGUCAACAUCAAAGUAA